UGUAUUAGCGUCCUUUGCUUUUCUGUUCAUGUUGUUCUUGUUGUUUUUAAAGCGUGCGUAUAUGUACGUUUGUGUAGCGUAAACUUGACAAAUGUAAUCAGAAGAGCCACAAAUCUCAUUAAUAUGGACGCAUGACGUAAAACAGGCGCCAGUAUUUGUGCGAGUUCUGAUUGGUUUACGGCCGUUUCCGGUUUCUGCGCUCUGCAUUUGAAAAAGUGUUCGGUUAGUUCCUCAAGUUUUUAAGGGACGCGGUCGCCAUUGUUAAAACCAAGCGUCCGAAAUGUUGCUGGAAGGACAAUUUAGGGCAUAACAAAGGUGUGGCUUGUCUCGGACAGUCUCAUAAUAUCGGCUUUGGGACUAUUAUUAGCCAGGCGAGAAGCAUCCGUUCGCGAGGGAAGUUAUGACUGAGCUAUCCAGCUUUAGCUUGUUAUUAGCCGAGAGAGGCUUUCGUCAGUAAGGAAAACACAGCUUAUCGGGAGAGGUUUCAUUUGAGUGGCAUGCGUUUUCAUGCAGUGCUGUUAUAAACAAACUGUCUUUUUCAAGCACGUUCGUGGCUAACUAGUUAGCUUAUUUUUAUUUUUUUUGUACUUUAUUCGGGCCUUUCUUUGUGGAAGCGCAAUAAUGGCGACGCGUGUGGCGGUAUCAGAUGGAGGAAACAAGAAGACAUCCAGGGUCCGCGUAGCUGUUCGUCUGCGACCCUAUAUGAACAAAGAAGACGAGAAAAGCGAGGGACCGUGUGUAAGAGGCCUGGACUCUCAAAACCUGGAGAUAAUCAACUGGAGGAACGCCACAGAAACUGUUAAAUACCACUUCGACGUUUUUCAUGGUGAACAAACGACACAGCAAGAAGUUUUCCUCUCAUCAGUGAAGCCCAUUCUGCCGCACAUCUUGAACGGACAGAAUGCCAGUGUGUUUGCUUAUGGACCAACAGGAGCUGGUAAGACCCACACUAUGCUGGGGAGUUCAGAGCAGCCGGGUGUGAUUCCCCGAGCUGUUCGUGAGGUCUUCAAGCUAGUGAAAGCCAAGGAUGAGAGUGAUGGAUGGGACUACAGCAUUGGCAUGUCGUAUUUGGAAAUUUACAAUGAGAAGGUGCUUGAUCUUCUGUCGCCAAACUCCCAGGAUUUACCCAUCAGAGAGGACAAAGACAAGAACAUCCUUAUCCCUGGCCUGACACAUAUGAACAUGACCAACUUCGCAGAUUUUGACAAACACUUUGUCCCUGCGACGCUCAACCGUACUACAGCUUCUACUAAGCUAAACCAGCGUUCCAGCCGCAGCCACGCUAUCCUUCUCAUUAAGGUUGUACGGACUCAGCAGCAACUUCCCCACAGACAACAGACAGGCAAACUGUACUUGGUCGAUUUGGCUGGCUCAGAGGACAACCGCCGCACCGGCAACCAGGGCAUCCGUCUGAAGGAGAGCGGUGCCAUCAACCUGUCUCUCUUCACACUCAGCAAAGUUGUGGACUCUCUAAACUCAGGCACUUCGGUGCGCGUGCCGUACAGGGACAGUAAACUGACACGGCUUCUGCAGGACUCUCUGGGAGGCUCGGCACACUCCGUCAUGAUCACCAAUAUUGCACCAGAGUACAAAUAUUAUUUUGACACCUUCAGUGCACUCAACUUUGCGGCCAAAUCCAAGCUCAUUGUGAACAAACCCUUCACCCGUGAAACUGUGGCUGUGCCUGUGCUGCCAGUGAAGCGGUCCAGAGAGGAACGAGAGACAGGGGGGUCUGGCACUGAGCCACAGAAGAAGAAGCAUAAAGAGGAGAAGAAAUCCGAACACGAUGGUUCCUCGCCCGCUACACGUAACCACAGUUCGUCAGACCAGUCACUGAUGGGUAGACUAAUAGCUUUGGAGAAGAGAACGAUGAGCUCCCAGGACAAAGAGAGACUGGCCAUGCUUAAAGAGAUCAAGGAGCUCAAAGAGAAGCAGAGGGAGCUUGAGAGCAAGGCCAUGCUAUUCAGUCAGUUGGCUGGAGAAAAGUCGAUUACAGGACAAGAGCCCGACUUCGAGAACAAGACAACUGCCCUGCGGAGAAAACAGUCAGAUGCCACAAAACCCAAUAAACAGCAGGCUGUGGUCCAACCACUGCAAGUGUCCCAGCGCCAGCCCCUUCAGCAGCUUCUUGUGGUCAAAAAGCAGUCGGUGUGCGUCAAGAAGAAAGAGGAGACGUGUUCAGACCUGAUUGAGUCCCUGGGUGGUAAAGAGAACAACACAAAGAGUGCUUGGGAGUCCCAGCUUGACCAGUCGAUGGUGGAUCAGUCCAAGCAGAAAAUCCUGCAAAUUCUGAACACAGGCUGCCUGAAAGAGCUGAAAAGUCUGCAGCAGAUCGGUGACAAGAAGGCGAAGCUCAUUCUGGGCUGGAGGGAGAUCCACGGUCACUUCACAAAGGUGGAAGACCUGAUACAAGUUGAGGGGAUGACGGAAAAGAGAUUUUCCUCCUUCAUGAAGGCGAACAUCGUGAGUGCCAUGGGGAAAUGAUUUUCUGGUUUUUAAAUAUAAAUCGUGUACAUACUUUAUUUUUUAUCUGAAGCCACCUUUUUUUUUUCCUUUUUUUUUUUUCUUCCUCUUUUUUUUUUUUUUUUUAAUGCUUGGUGUCAUUGUGUUUAUGUAGUGUCUGCUGUGCCCAGCUGGUGGCGUGUCCUUUUUAAUAAACCUCCCAUAUCACGUUA
This is a messenger RNA of Oreochromis aureus, 2675 nucleotides long. RefSeq names its product kinesin family member 22 (gene kif22). Gene Ontology annotation, biological process: DNA repair; microtubule-based movement; mitotic spindle organization. The coding region runs from base 622 to 2484 and encodes 620 amino acids. NCBI's taxonomy places the organism in Eukaryota, Metazoa, Chordata, Actinopteri, Cichliformes, Cichlidae. The transcript has 12 exons. The record is from RefSeq and is a predicted model, not a curated record. Gene Ontology annotation, molecular function: DNA binding; microtubule motor activity; ATP binding.